CUGGAUCCUUCUCGAGUCAAGAGCAAAAUCUAUUUCAUCACGCUCGUCCCAAUUGCCUCAGAUUGGCAUAUAAAAAGCCCAGUGACCGCUCUCCCAUCAUCAUUAUGAACGUAGGUUGGGCUCAGACCACAACUUCCCGCCGGAACGUGCAACCCAUUCCCAUCAUGAGCACCACCGAAACCGUGAACUUCAAGGCCUACCAUGAGGACGAAAUCCGUCGUUUGACCGUGGACCUGGAUGUGAGUAUCAACUAUGACUACCUCUGCGCCAAAUUAGGACAUGUCUUCCCAAGCUUGAAGCGGGACAACUUCCAAUUGGCGUGGACCGACAACGAAGGCGAUGAAAUCCGCAUUUCCAGCAGCGAAGAACUGGAGAUUGCUUUGAAUGAAAUGACGGGCAGUCCCUACCGGAUCCGGAUUGUCCAGGUUGGCGGGCCGAAGGCCGAGCCUAAAGUCCCACCCCAGCCCGCCCAUGAGGCCCAGGGCGAGCAGCCUGUCCAUUUGAAUGUCACUUGUGACAAUUGCGAUGGCCAGGUCAAGGGUUAUCGCUACAAGUGUGUAGUUUGUCCGGAUUAUGACUUGUGUCAAACUUGUGAGGCGCAGUCUGUCCACCCGGAGCAUUCCAUGAUCCGGAUCCCCAAACCCGAGAUUACUUGGCCCGGUCAUUUGUACCGACGCUUAAGUAAGCUCAACUCUCGCAAUGAAAAACGCCAACAAAAAAUGAAUGGCAAUGCGCCGGAAAUGGGACAAGAUGCCUUGAAAGGGCCUUGGGCAUGUCGUGGUCCUCGCUUGGGGGGUAACCUAGGCCGACCUUUUGGAUCUCGUGUGCCUCGUGGAGCCCCACCCUUUGAGGGCGCCCAAAGAUUCUUUGAUAGCAUGCGUUGUGCUUGGUUGGGUGAGGAACCCACCCCAGGUCAAUCGCCUAACCCCCAACCCUCUGGUUUUGCCUCGGGGAAUGAUUGUAAGGGGCCCUCGGAUUCCCAAGCUUCAGACCAGGCUCGCCGACAGGAAGAUGUGGUCAAGCUCCUCAGUCCCAUGCUGAAGAGCAUGGGCGUCACCAUUGAGCAGAAGGAGAAGAGCUUGAUCUUGCAAAUCACGGAGGGAGACAAAUUUCCCUUCAAUGCGGACCUGAUUUUCCGCAACAUUGAGACCCACUUUGGCGCCCUCCUGGUUGGAUACGGUGCUCAGAUGAAGACCGACCCAAGCCAACGUCGAAUUGUCGUGACCUUUGAAAACUUGCCGGAAGCCCCAGAAUCUCCCGAGUCUCAAGAACCCACACCUGAACCUGAAGUGGUUGUGUGCCAUGACCAUUCGGCCGAACCAUCCAAGCCAACUGGAAGUGUAGAAAUUCCCGUGACUGUCACUCAAUCUGUGACCAAAACCCACGACCACACUGAAGCUGCGCCUACCAGCUCGUCUGAGGCAGCUCGCCAAUCCCCUGAAUCGGAAGAAGAUUGGAUUUUGUUGAAGGAGCCUGCUGUUGGAACCAAGCCCAAGACCAAUUACGAAGUCCCAAUUCAAGUGAGCAAUCAACCAGCGUCAGUUCUCUACCCGGAAUUACCCAAGAAUGAGCAGACCCCACUCCUCCCAAAAGAAGAGGGAGUUGCCAAGCCAAAAGAACCUGAAAAGGUGACCCAGGCUGCUGUGGAGCAUGCUGACCCUCGGGUUCGCACUUCAAUGCAAGCCAUGCGGAAUAUGGGGUUCAAUAACAUGGAGUUGUUGAUGCCUCUGUUGGAAGAGAAGAAUGGCGACAUUGGACAGGUCUUGGAAAUGAUCUUCCAGCGGUCAAGCCAUGUGCGAAAAUGAGACCGCCACUUGAACUAUCCUUAUUGUAUUUAGACUUCUAUUUACCGGUAAAAAGGUGUUUUACGAAAAAGCAAUGCGUCCCAUUGCCAUAAAACCAAAAAAAAAAUCCCUCUCAUGUGGCUCUUACAUCUUCUACAUCUAAGAAUUCUAUGUCUGGUUUGUUGUCAUAAAGUAAAAUGCAGAGAAUACAACUUGUUGUAAAUCAAA
This is a messenger RNA of Tigriopus californicus, 2012 nucleotides long. Its product is annotated as protein ref(2)P-like. The record is from RefSeq and is a predicted model, not a curated record. Gene Ontology annotation, molecular function: zinc ion binding; K63-linked polyubiquitin modification-dependent protein binding; protein kinase C binding. Bases 105 to 1805 code for a protein of 566 amino acids. Gene Ontology annotation, cellular component: amphisome; aggresome. Gene Ontology annotation, biological process: mitophagy; aggrephagy; endosome organization. Lineage: Eukaryota; Metazoa; Arthropoda; Copepoda; Harpacticoida; Harpacticidae. The transcript has a single exon.